Pogonomyrmex barbatus (red harvester ant) is the source of this 974-nucleotide messenger RNA. RefSeq lists its product as uncharacterized. Lineage: Eukaryota; Metazoa; Arthropoda; Insecta; Hymenoptera; Formicidae. The record is from RefSeq and is a predicted model, not a curated record.
CUCGGUAUGCAUCUGAGUUCAGCUUCGACGAACUGUGACUGUACAAUUGUUCGAAAACAAUCAUUUCUAUGCUGAUGUCAUUUCACAUAAAAAUAUGUCAAUAGGCCUUCACGUUCCUCAUGUCUUCCAUCGAAUUUUUUCUGGGCUGCACUGACACGGAGACAAAUAUAGACUGUCUUAUGAUAGUCGGUUGCGCGAUACUUGGUAUGGUAAAGACAAUAUGGUUCCGUAUUUAUGCAAAAAAUUUGACUCAUAAUUAUAGUUCUGCUGUGAAUGAUUACCUAACGAUUGAAAACGCAAAAGAACGUACCAUCAUGCGGAAGUACACUUUUAUGGGAAGAGCUCUUUGUUCUUUAAUUUUAAGCUUCGCUUAUAUUAGCACUAUGAUGUACGCGUUAAUUCCUUUUCUGGAUUUUGAUGAAAUUGAGCAAGUUAAUAUAACGAAUGAAGAUAAAUUAGAAUACCCAAUACCAUCAAAAUGUGCUUUAAAAUAUUUUAAUGUUCCAGUGAGUAUGUAUAGAACCUUCUGUCUCAUUGAAACUGUUGCGAUAAUGGUAGCCUGUACUAAUAAUAUUGUCAUUGGUAUCAGUUAUAGUCAUUAUCUCGACUCGAUGGCGAGUGGACAAUGGAGUGACGAUGUCGCAUACGCGAUGACACCUUUUAAAUUAAUAUCGUGGCCUAUCGGCGUCUGGCCACUUCAAGUUUAUAACGUUUAUUCGUUGAUACGAUGUACCUUAGCCACCUGUUGCGCGGCCCUCGUGAUCGUCAUACCUUCCUUCGAGGUAUAUUUGGGCUGCACUGACCCGGGGACAAAAAUAGACUGUCUCAUGUUAGCCUGUGCCGGAAUACUUGGUAUGGUGAAAACACUAUCGUUCCGAAUUUAUGCAAGAAAGAUGGCUAACAAUUACGAUUCUGCUGUGAAUGAUUACUUGACAAUCGAAAACACAAAAGAACGUGCCAUCAUGCGGAGGUGA